Enterobius vermicularis (human pinworm) is the source of this 312-nucleotide messenger RNA. NCBI's taxonomy places the organism in Eukaryota, Metazoa, Nematoda, Chromadorea, Rhabditida, Oxyuridae. The record is from the annotation of a GenBank genome assembly.
AUGUCGGAACCGGUCCAAGCAUGUAUCGAGGUUUGGGUGGAGAGUCUACGAGAACAGUUAGAGAAGUUCCAAAGUUGGGAAGCCGCGCCAGAUGAAGAUUCAAAUCAUAGAAGAAAAAAUUUAAUGUUGUUCAAGAAGCGUAUUGAAGUAUCGGUAAAAGUUAUCAAAGAUGAGAAUAAGAAGUGGAGUGAGAUCUUGGCGGACUUGAAAGGACCAGGAUCUUCUUUCCCCAAUAACUGCAUAAUCACUAGUACCGAUUUUAAGUACUCAUCAUUACGUUCGUCAUCUACGUCUAGCACUAACGCAGUAUAA